Molecule: messenger RNA, 555 nt
Organism: Nicotiana attenuata
Lineage: Eukaryota; Viridiplantae; Streptophyta; Magnoliopsida; Solanales; Solanaceae
Exons: 1
Coding region: 1-555 (184 amino acids)
Source: RefSeq, a predicted model, not a curated record
AUGCACUAUAAAAGAGGCAGAAUCCUGCUUCUUCUGUAUGUUGAUGAUAUAAUUGGCACCGGGAGUCACACUGCACUAAUUUCAGAAAUCAUUGGUGAACUAGGGAAGGAGUUUGCUAUGAAGGAUCUUGGUCCUCUGCACUUCUUCUUAGGUACCGAGGUCACCUACUUUACUGGAGGAAUUCAUCUGAAUCAAAGUAAGUAUGUUGUAGAAUUACUUGCCAAGAAUAGCAUGGCACUUGCUAAACCAAUAAGUACACCUCUAGCACAUAAGCAUGGUCUACAAGAGACUGUGGAUGAUCAAGUGGAUGCUUCACUAUACAUGAGUAUAGUUUGCAGUCUGCAGUAUUUAACUCUCACAAGGCCAUACAUUGAUCAUGCAGUGAAUUUGGCAAGUCAAUUCAUGCAAAGUCCAAACAACACUCUUUACCAAGCUAUAAAAAGGAUCCUUAGAUAUGUGAAGGGCACAACUGAGUAUGGUUUAAGAAUCUUGUCUCAGUCACCAUUCAGGUUAUAUGGUUUCUCUGGUGUAGACUGGGAAGGGUCCUAUGACUAG